AUGAAAGGCAUACUCCGGUGGGUGGCUUUAACCGCCCUGGCCACCGAAGUCGUCUCGAGGCCCUCCAACGGGAGCCCCUCGGAUAGCGUCAAGGUGCACUGGCUAGACGGUGCCCCCGAGUCUCUUGCCGGCACCACCUUUGGUCUGCCCUGGCCCCAGGGCAAGUACCGUUCCAACGAGACGAAGUUCAGCAUUGCGGGCAAAUCCCAGGCGUCGAUCCCUCUGCAGUCGUGGGUGACGGGCUACUGGCGCGAUGGCUCCAUCAAAUGGACCGGGCACGCCAUUCCUCCGCUGGACGCCGUCGACGACGAAUAUCUCGUUAGCGCCUCGGCAUCCCCGCACAAAAGACGGACGAACGGCUCCAGCAUUAUUGCUGUCCAGGAUCGGGCGGACAGCGUGCGAGUUGACACGGGCAAGGUGACCCUCGCCUUCUCCAAGCAUGGCAGCAACGUGGUGGACUCCAUCACGACGGCCGGGGGCAAGGUCGUGGGCCGACAUGGGAAGCUGGUGCUCCACACGCAGUCGAGCCUGGCCGAGGACAUUGCCGCCCGCACAAAUGCCUCCAUCGAUUAUUUGAACUUUGAAAGCAAGGUGGAGGAGGUGUCCGUCAGCCGGGAGUCCUCCGUUCGCGCCCUCGUCACCGUCAAAGGCAACCAUACCGUCACUGGUGGAGGCAGCCACGACGAUUGGCUGCGAUUUGUCCUGCGCUUCUACCUGUACGCCAACUCCGAUUCUGUCCGGAUCGUGCACAGCAUCGUCUGGGACGGAUCGGCCGAGAGGGAUUUCGUGACCGGCCUCGGAAUCCGGUUCGACGUGCCUCUGAAAGGAGAGGAGCUGUACGAUCGCCAUAUCCGAUUGCCCGGGGUGGAUGGCGGUUAUCUUCACGAGGCAGUCCAGGGAAUCACCGGAUUGCGUCGCGACCCCGGCACCGAGGUGCGGUCGGCGCAGUUCGAAGGCAAGAAGACCCCCGACGUGGACAGCUGGGAUACGCGGGUGUCCUCUCGUCUGGAGUGGAUCCCCGCGUGGAACGACUACAAGCUCAGCCAGCUGUCGCCGGACGGCUUCACGCUGAAGAAGCGAACCAAGCCCGGCCAGGCCUGGAUCAAUAUCCCCGCCGGCUCGCGAUCCAGCGGCCUUGCGUAUCUGGGCGGAGCCACACAGGGAGGACUGGCGCUGGGUCUGCGAGAAUUUUGGAAGCGCUAUCCUACGGGAAUCGACAUCUCUAACGCCGGCAGCGAUCAAGGCCAGAUCACGCUGUGGCUCUAUAGCCCCGAGGCGGCCCCGUUGGACUUGCGGCCCUUCCACGACAGUCUAGGACAGGACACUUAUGAAAAGCAAUUGGAUGCCCUUGAGAUUACUUACGAGGAUUACGAGCCCGGCUUCAAUACCCCCUACGGCAUUGCGCGGACGAGCGAGAUCUUCCUGUCCGCGUUUGACAGUACCCCUGCCUCGACCGAACUGGCGCUCCGGAGUAAGUAUAUCGACGAGCCUCCGGUCCUGGUGGCGGAGCCUAAGUACAUCCAAAGCACCAAGGCUAUCGGGUCUUACUGGGCUACUCCUAACACUUCCGGCGAGCAGUCAGCCACGAUCGAGAAGCACCUCGACUUUCUGAUUAAGUUCUACAGCGGGCAGGUUGAUGACCGCCGCUGGUACGGAUUCCUUGAUUACGGCGAUGUCAUGCAUACCUACGAUGAGGACCGGCACACCUGGCGAUAUGACGUUGGCGGGUAUGCCUGGGACAACUCGGAAUUGUCGCCGGACCUCUUCCUGUGGCAGCAGUUCCUCCGAACGGGCCGUGCUGAUGUCUAUCGCUUUGCCGAGGCCCUGACGCGCCAUACCGGAGAGGUAGAUGUCUACCACAUCGGCGACUGGAAGGGCCUGGGAACCCGACAUGGGGUGCAGCAUUUCGCUGAUAGCGCCAAACAGGCCCGGAUUGCCCAGCCCCAGUAUCGGAAAUACUUCUAUUAUCUCUCCGGAGGCGACGAGCGUGUGGGAGAGCUGCUCGAGGAGACACUCGACGCGGACAAGACCUACGGCAAGCUCGACCCGCAGAGAAAGGUACGCGAGGAUGGCUGGACGCCGCAGCCCGGUCAGCCCGUGGCCUUCUCUCUGGGCACGGAUUGGGCUGGCAUGGCGGCUGGCUGGCUGAUUGAAUGGGAACGCCGCGGCCCUCGCUGGAUCGAGGCCAGGGGGAAGUUGACAGGCACGGCCAAGGGUAUUGCCAGCUUGAAGAACGGGUUCGUGACCGGUAACGGGCUGUACGUGAUUGGCAACGGCACUCUUCUGCCGCCCCCGUCGGACCCCAGCAACGAAGGCAUCGUGUCCAUCUCGCACCUGAAUGCCGUGUUCGGCCUCCCCGAGGUCGUGUCGGAGUUACUCGAGUACUGGGGCGACGAUGCACCCGAGGGCCUUGAACGGGCCUGGCUGGACUACUGCUACUACUACGGCGCCACGAAAGAGGAACAAAAGGCACGAUAUGGCGAGUCCUUCAGCAAGAUCAGCUUGGUCCAGGGUCACUCACGCUUGACGGCCUAUGCGGCACACCAAGACAACGACAACAGCACAACGGCUGCGCGAGCCUGGAAGGAGUUCUACGAGAACAAGGAUGGCUUUACGGCCGACGAGCCGUGGGUGUCGGAGCGAAUCAAUGGCAGUGCAGCGCUCGUUGCAGUCGACGAAGCGGCUUGGAUUUCUACAAACGAGGUGGCGCAGUAUGGGUUGGCUGCAAUUCAGAACUUGGCCCUGGUGGGAGAGUCGAAGGACUACUAA
Aspergillus melleus is the source of this 2769-nucleotide messenger RNA. RefSeq lists its product as uncharacterized. Bases 1 to 2769 code for a protein of 922 amino acids. NCBI's taxonomy places the organism in Eukaryota, Fungi, Ascomycota, Eurotiomycetes, Eurotiales, Aspergillaceae. The transcript has a single exon. The record is from RefSeq and is a predicted model, not a curated record.